AUCUGCAAAAUAUGGUUCUAAAGUUAAGAAUCGCCGUCGUUUGUUCCAGCAAUCAAAACCGAAGUAUGGAAGCACAUAAUUUCCUAAGGUAAAGGGUUAGCCGACCGAAACGCGCCGGGAAUAUGCCUUUUAUGUUGCAGUGUAAUAGCUGCCAACUAUUUUGGCAGGUGAAGUUGUGUCAAGGGUAAAGAUGGGAAUGUUUUUUGCGUUUCUUUUGUUUAAUUUCAGCAAGCGAGGAUUCAACGUCAAAUCCUUUGGAUCUGGAGUACAAGUGAAGUUGCCUGGCCCAGCCCCGGACAAACCUAACAUAUAUUCGUUUGAAACUACCUACGAUGAAAUGUACCGAGAUUUACUGAAAAAAGACCCUCAACUGUAUCCAGUCGAUUUUCGAAGUUGAAAAAAGCGUUGCUAUUCGAGGAUAGCACGCAAUCAAAGGGCGGUAAUCCGGUAAAAAUUGUUCAGAUUCUGUUUGCAUUCCAGCACGUACGACACGCAAAAACAGUCUCCCUUCCACUACAGGUUUUAUAUCUUGUGUGUUUUUACUUAGAAAAUAGGAAAUUACGGGAUUUUUUUUUUCUUGGGGGUUUUUCUAGAUCACCAGGCUUUGUUUGUCAGUGGAUGGUCUACUUUAUCAAGUGGGUAAAUUCUUAACCAGCAGUUAAAAUACACAUAGUAAGAUACAUUUUAACUGCUUGUUAUGGAUUUCCACAGGACUUUAAGGUUUUCCCUUCACUGAUUUUGAACAAACCUACACAAGGCCAGUUGGUCGAUCAUUACAUUGGGUAACAGGAGUGGACAGGCCUUUUAUUUGUCCAGGGAGUCUGAAUGUUCUUUCUUUGCAGCAUACUAGGAAGAUUUUUCAAGAAGAGAAAGUCCCACGUAAGAGUGUAAAGCCUGUGCAAUCACUACAAAAACAAAAUGAACUUUCAUUGAGUGCUCAAGCACUAGGUUAAGUAAUAAAAUAUUAAGGUAGUUGAAGGGCACAGUGCUUUACAUUAUUGUGGCCAACUCGGACAAAGUAAGACGACGGAGCCAGAAUGGAUCUGAUUGGCAAAGGUAAAGCUUUUUCGUCAGACACGUUUAGUGUAAGAUGUUGAAAUAAGCAGUAAGUGUUUGACAUUAAUAAAUUUUGUUAUGAAUCACUGUGUUUCAGUGAAGUAACCUUCUCAAAAUCAUCUUAUUCACCUGUCCACUGAACACUCUUAAAAACCCCUUACCCUGAAUGAUUGUCUUGUCUGCCCCGGAAUGGCCCUGGCAAAAGAGUCCAUGAGACACUGUUAGUGGAUUUUACCCAGGCCUUCCUAUGAAUUGAUAGGACAAAAGAAAUGAAAGGUAAAAUUUACUGAAUGCUGAAACAUUAUGCCAUGAGAAUUGAAAUCCAAUCUGUUAAGAAUUAGUGUACCAAUCAACUUUGAAAAAACUGCUGAUAAUCCCAGUCAGUCAAACAAAACCAUUGCCCAAAAAGGCCAGUAGUAAGCAGUCAAAGCAUUUUAUUUGAAAGCAACUAUCUUGGCUCGAUAAACCAAGACCCGUGUUAUGGCAUCUUUUUGGAAGAUCAUUGCUAUACCUGGAUGACUGAGGUCACAAAUUACGCCUAAGAGGUUAUCCCUUACACUGUCACUCCCCUGCGCUUUAACAAAAUAAAAAAUCAAAUAUUCUGAAGCCAAGUUGUCAACUUAGGAGGUUCAUUGAUUGCCUCCAUUUUUGAGUUUCCAAAAAAGAGUGCCAGUUUUGCCCUUAAAGAAUAUAGUGUCUCCUGCAUGCGCAGUCAGCCUUGAAUGGAAUCACAUUUAAAGAGACACUUGAAAAACAGACCAGAGCUUACAAAGCAGUUAAGUGAGCAGAAUUUUCAACAGGAGGAUUGGAAAUUACAUUUGUCUACUUCUCGGUUUUGAGUGACCAAUGAGUACAAAACUCUUGAGGUCUAAGAAGCAGUUGCUGCACACAAGCUGCACAGGUGUGAACCAGUUUUCCAAUUCAGCAGCGCAGAAGUGGUGAAAGGCUAACAAGCAUCGAGUUCUGUACUUUGGUUGUUGAUGAAAAAUAUAUGCUUUCAACUCUUGCUCAUUGCAAGAAGUGGACCUGGUUACCAAUACUUCUCUUAUAUUGAAACCUUUCUGAUACCACAUCAGCUCACUGUGGGGAAAAUCUGCUGGUGCUUGUUAUGAAAUUUUUUUUUGAUCCUGUAAUCCAGUGACUUAAAUGUUUGCAGCUCAUCUCUGCGGAGCUUUCCUGUUCUCUUUUGUUUGUUUGUUUUUUUUGGCUAAUUUUUGCCAAAAAAUGAUCUAUGUAUAAAGCUGUGUAAAUGCCACGAUAAAAUAUUCAUCAAGUUGUCGUGAAGAAUUCAACAUAACCAAUGGGUUGCGUCACAAAUAUGUUGCACUAAAUCAAGGAAUUUUUCAAAGUGACCCUCCUCAAAAUCAUGAUGCUUGUGGCUUGUUUUUUAAUUUUCAAUGCACGUACACAGUUGACUAAAAAAAAGCACGAUUAUCUUGUAAUUAAUUGCAAUUUGAUAUGCAACUGCUUCUGUCCAGCAGUUCACAUAGAUCUUUCAGGCACUUUUUAUAGGUAAUGAAUUAAUGUCAUUGUACUUAAGUCUGUCCAGAAAACAAAAAACUAGAGUGGGAAUCCUGUGUUGACCCCUGCUAGAGGAAGUUUAUUGUGCACAUAUACAUGUCUCCUGUCUUGGUGAGACUUGUUGAAAACCAGUAAACACAUUAUUCGAGUUAAAAUAUUUACGGUUGCAUUGUUUGGUAGUUGGAAAUUUGCAUAAUGAUGACAGAGACCAUCAAACUGCCUCCUACAGUGUUGGUUUCAUUUCUGGUCCUAGGCAUUCUACUGGUUCUCUGACAUCCUGGUUUUCACCUUUCUGGAAUUAAAUUGCUACCUUGGAAAAAAAAUGUCAACCUUAAAACGUUUUCUUGUCACAUGUUAAAUCCACCACAUAUUGAUGACUGUUUAACUUGAGUAGGGGAGCAAAAGGUAUUUUAUGUUUUCAAAUUUGGCUAUUUUCGGGCUUUGUCCUGGCAAGCUUUAUCUAUUUAUUUUUCUAGAUAUCACACUUUCUUUUUUUAAUGUUUUGUUUUGGACCAACAUCAAUGCAGUUAUUCACACAGCAUUCAGAUUCUGCUGACAAAAUUCCCAGAAAGAAUUUGUUUGGGUUGCAGUUUUCACCAAUAUUUAUAAACAUUUGCAGUUUUGGGCAAUUUUUUUUGUGGUUGAGCAGUUUCUGAAAUUUAUUCUGAAGGGCUUCAAUGCCCCCUUCUUUAGGAUCCAUGGACAGAUUUCUUUCUUCUUUUCCAAUUGAAGCAAAUAAUAUUAUUGUAUUAGGCAUGUUUAUUUGAGAAAUAAAGUGAAGGUUUCUUAAUGUGAUCAGUAGGAAAUGGUUCCUCAGUGAAUGUUGCAAUCCUAAGCUCCAAGUCUGUCUUAUUUGAGGCCUCAAUGAAUUCUUUGCAAGUGCAAGUUAUUUCUAGUACCUGCUGUUAUGUCAAAAUUUAUUCAAUUCGAAUUCUGUUUUCUUUGUUUUUACUGGAACUUUUAAAUGACAUUAUUGACUUUGGCUCGUGGGCUUGAUUAUCUGUAACAACUGUGUGAAGUGGCAGGCUUACUCAUGCAUGUGCCUGUGAAAUAUUAGAUUGUUGAAUCAGUUUGUUCUACGAAGUAAUGACAACCAUAGCCUAGAGUCCCAAAAAAUUAUUGCCGGGCUUGUGGCAUUAUAUUAUACUCAGUCUCAGUCGAGUGACAGGUGUCUUGAUGCACCCACAGUUAUUAACAGUGCCUAAGACUCCUUUAACCAAUCAAAAACAAGCUAGUCAAAAUUUGUAGGGCAUGAAUUGGUAGAAUUUAAGCAAUGCUGUUCAUACUUUGUUCUUUUUGUCAUGGUAGUACUGUAUUUGAAAUUGGCCAUUUGCAAUUAGCAGUAAAUUAUAUUUGAAAAAUAUCAAAUGCAUCUUAUCAUUUUUUGUUUAGUUAUGACAUCACAGACAAGCAGCACAACCCUUGCCGGCAGCCAUGGGGUGGGGUGAGUCACUGGUGUGGUGACCUUCACAGGGAGGAGCGCCUCCUAGUCUCAAAAUUAUUUUCGGUCAGUGUGUCAGCAACCACAGGUGGAGAUCAGCCAUCUGUGUCUUAAGUUAUGUCAUCAAAAUGGCAUUUUUCCUUCUAACAAUGCCUUUGAUUGCUGUACCUUGCUCAUCAGUUGCCACAUUUGUUACCAAAGCCAGCAUAGCUUGUGUGUGAAAAGUGCGAACCUGCUAUAGCCUUCCCGUCUUUUAAUGUACUUAAUAAAAUAAUAUUAUUUUACUUGCCACACAGUUCAUGUAUCACUUCAUCAGUUCUGUGCACUUGUGUAUUUAAAUUCUGGAUAUUUCUUAUAAAAUAGUUAUGUUUUUUUGUGCUGAGUGGUGGUGAUCAGCAAGUCAGAGUUAUUACUUUAUUAAGGUGCAAAAUACCCAUCACAAACCAUGUGCUAUCCAUUGAGCAGAACAGAUUAGCAGAGGAAUUGCAAGUUGUGCAAGUCUAAAUUGAACUCCUUGCCACUUGCUCAAGAAAUUCACCAGAAUCAAAAAUGCUGGAGAGUCUUCUGCGCCUGCAUUGGAUUGAUCAGCCACAGCCAAACGCACUGCACUGCUAUGACAAACAACUACAUCCAUUUAAAGAAAUCAAGUUAUGAAGGACUUAUUAUUGUAACUAUUACCCAGAAAGUUUUGGAUUGUAGACAAACAUGAAGAAUUUGCAUUUUUACGACAUCACACAUUUUGUCUGUAUCACCAAAACUUUUGCCAUAUAAUGACAGUGGUGUGCCAUUUUCCUAAUGUCAACCAUGGCUAUAUGGGAAAAAAAUGACCUUACCAAGUGUCAACUAUUAAAGGACCUACAGUUGCUUCAAAGUUUAAUGAAAUCGCAGUGAAAGCUAGUGCAAAGCUCCUCCCAUUUAUUUGUCCAAAGAAAAACAACAAGGCGGUGGUUUCUGGAGGGGAGCAUUGCGUGACAACACAAAAAACAGCUGUGGAGCAAACUAGUGGUGAAGAUGUCUUGAUCCUCCAUGGGGUACCAAUAGCUUCACUGGCAAUCUGACUUGUUUCAGGAUAAUUCUGAGAAAACAACUGUACACAGAGCUCUAGACUGACAAGAGCAAAGAAUUUCCAAUUCCAAGGGAAAGAAUGAUGUCAACUUAGUGAAGGAAUUGCCUUGCGUCAAACAAAAGAAGAAAGAGCUGUUAAGUGGUCGUGGAGAAAGUACUUCUGAGAGCAAUUAAAUCAGCCCUUUAGAUCAGUAACUUACAAGUGUCGCUUCAGAGUCCAGACAGACCUGGAAGUUAAAAGAGAUCUUAAUGAGGAAAUGACAGAAUAAUGCAUCCUGAUGAACUGAGGUACCCUCCAAAGGUAGAAGUACAGUCAAGUGAUGCAUACUUCAAUAAUUUUGCUUCUGGAUGGAAUGUUUGGCUGAGGAUCUAAUGCAGUAAAGUUCUGUUGCGACAGAUUAUGUGGUGAUGAAAUCCCAGACUGCCUUCUUUACAUCCUUGAUUAACACAGCCAGUUCCCAAAGAUUGUGCAGCUGGUGGAAGAAAAAGUGGUUCGCCUCGUAACUCCCCCCGCCCCUAAAGACAGAAGUGACAGGACAUUUAACACCAGGAAGUGCAAAAAUCUUUUCCUUGUAGGAUAAAAUGCUACUCCAAAGACUUAUUUUAUUUUUGUUGAGGGUGACUGGGUGUUUUUAAUGUUAAAGCAGGGUUCAUUUUGCAAGUGCAGACCAGAUGUUUUGUCACUCUAACCUUAGUCCUAAUCCUAACACUUCCGGGUUACACCCUCAUGAUCACCUGCACUGACAAAUUCAAACCCAGGGUUGUUUAUGAGAAUUUUUUGGUGGGAUCAAUCCAAAGUGUUACCCAGGGCAUUUAGGUAAUAAAUCACAUAAAUAAGAUAUUUUUCUUGUCCACUCUGCAAUUAUACAUUUUGGCCGCAUAACAGGCAUUUUUGGUUUUUUGUCAAGUUUCCUGGAAGUGAAGAGGUCAAAUGAGAUAACGAUAGUGAAGGGGGCAAGAGAAAUAAUUUUUCCCCUCACUCCCUCCCCACUUACUUUUUUGUUUGACCUCUGGUUAGCUUUCAUGAGGCUUUGUCUUCUGCUUUGCAAACCGCAAAUGAAAGACAGACGCAAAAAACCACCUGCUAUGCAGGCUGAUCGGCACAGCUGUAUCUCAUAGCUCUCUGUUGUUGGUCACUUUUCAUGAAAAAAUCUCCAUUUUGGCCAUGAAAAUUCCAUACUGAUGACAUAAGUCAAUUAUAAAUAAAUGAUUAACCAGGAAUUCAUGGGGUUUCGGAUGUAAUUUUUUUUUACUUUCGUUUUCUCCUUGCUGUGAAUAAAAAUUUUAAAAAAAUAAUUAAUUCUGCAGCAAAUUUGCCAUCAGCAAUACAAAAACGUCUUGUAAAAGCAAAAUGAUAUGUUUCUAGCAAAUGACUUAUUGAUAGAUUGCAGGAGAACAUUUGAUCUUUGUUUUUGUCUUUUGUGUGUCAUUCAAAAACUUAGCUGAAAGAGAUAAAUUACCAUGUCAACCAAUCAAAGCUGACCUGAUGAUGAUUCUGUACAGAUUUAAGUCAUAAGUGUGAAAUUUUUGAGUUGAAAACAUAGGUGUCUCUUUCCCGUGAGUGAAGAGUUUUGAGGUGGAUGUAUUCGCUGUUAUCCUUUGGUGAUAUUCUGGCUCUAAUGAGUGGUUUGAGGAUGUAAGACAUUAGCCAAGUACUUUUAGACCUACUUUGAGGUGUCUGCAUUAUCAGACAAGUCAUUGUGUGUAGGAGGCUACAACAUGUUGCAACGCACAUCUAGAACUGAUUAGGAUACCUGAUAGUCAGGAUGACUCUUGCCUUAACUUGAUCCCCCUUUGUAAACUUGAAGAGACCUGCCCUGCCAUUACAACUACAACUGACAGAGGUGAUCUGGGAAGGCUCCAUUAUCAUCUGUUAAAUGUGACAGGAGUUGACAAAACAUCACAGUGCCUAAUCGGGAUGCCAAGCUCAAUGGCAUUUGCAAUUUCUAAAAAACAUUAAAGUAAUUAAGACAUUCUGUUUAAACUGAGGAAAUUAAUUCUUUGGGUAUCAUUUCCACUAUAGUAUUUUAAGUCCCUAAUUGUGCGGAUGCAAAUCAAAGAUUUUCAUUUAUUUAUUUAUUUAUAUAUCAGGCCUGAUGUCAGCUAGGCUAAUUAGUAUUGAAAGCUGUGAGUGACAGAGUGAGCUAACUUUCUUCAUUUGCUUUGCGGCUAACUGGGCUUGGUUUUCUGCUGCAGGGGGUGUUGGGGAUGACACCCACAUGAGUGGAAUGGGGAUGCAUGUAGGAGUUGACACUAACAGGACACUUCUAGGUGUGGCUCAGGCUUUGUUUGACCCCUGAUGGAGACCAUACACACCCAGACAAGAGUAUGACAGUGUUUGGUUUUCUUUUUUACAAAGAUAUUUGUUGAUGCACAACACAAAAUGACUGACACCUGUAUGGGUUAAAAAAAUUGUUUUCUGUUCUUUACAUGCAGACCCCUGAACAUGCAGAUCCUUGACAUUCAAACACUCAUGCCUUAUUAACUUAAUUGAAUGCAUGUCUCUCUUUUAAAAGCAGGACGUUUGACUGUACCUAGUAAAAAACCAAAGGGAACUAUUUUAACUAUGUAAGGGCUAACUAAUGUGCAAGAAUUUUGUACCUUCAGAGUUUCUGUGUAUAGCUCAGCAAAAUAGAGGUCUAUUUUUUCAAUUUCUCCAAAAUUUAAUUCAGCAUUAUUAUUAUUAUUAUUAUUAUUAUUUAUCAUCAUUAAAACAUACUAUACAUUAUUUAGUGGGGGACAGUGCAAUGUAUGGGGCUUGGUUUUAGUGUAGCUUUAAGGAAAUGUGUGAGCAUGUGUGAAAGCUCAUAAAUUGUUUAGUAGACAAAGAAAUGGGUUCUUUCUUCGUACAGACGACAUGCCUAUCAGAUAAGACUGACAGAAAAUACCAUUAUCAACAAAACCUGGAUUGGGUCAACCACUGUAACCCUUGCAUCCCUAAUUCAAUCUGGUCUGAUCCGGGUUUUGUUGACCCCUUACUCUAGAGUACUCUUUCCUGUUGAACGAAUUUUUGAGUGGGAGAAAAUUUGUACCCUUAGGUGCAUCUACCAUAACAUAAGAUAAGAUGCCAGACUGUUCUAAAAUUGGACACCAAAAAUGUGAAACUUAAGCCAGUACCGAGUCAAAAUUUUUGUACUACAAGGUGUGGUUGCAUGGAUUCCUGGUAUUGCUCCUUAUGGAGUUGCUCUGUGAAUUUGGUAAAAUAUAUAGCACAGUGCGCAUGGGAAAGAUGGAAAAACCAAUUUUAUGAAUAAUAAAAUUCAGCCUGAUUUGACUUCCAUGUGAACAGAGAAAAAUAUUGUACUGUUAGGGUGAACAAAGUGUCUUGUCAAAUUUUUUAGCCAGUCGAAAACAUUUCCUGUAAUUGUAGCCUUAAAUUCCUCUUUGUUGAUCACAAGCUGUGCAGUGUGCACAAUCAGGGGUACUUUUGUACAAAAAUCAGUCAUCACUAUUGAGUGUGUCGUACGUGCUGUAAAAAAUUGUUUUAACUUUUCAUGACCAUAGUCCAAUCUUUUUGCUACCUAAUUGUUAGGUAGCAAAAAAUAUAUGCAAAAAAAAUACCCUUAACUCUAAGCCUAUCAGAUACAAGCAAAAUGGAUACUUCACAUGCUUGAUAGAAACAGAAGAAUAAAGCCACACUGUGUGCACGAUCAGGGGUACUUUUGUACAAAAAUCAGUCAUCACUAUUGAGUGUGUCGUACGUGCUGUAAAAAAUUGUUUUAACUUUUCAUGACCAUAGUUCAAUCUUUUUGCUACCUAAUUGUUAGGUAGCAAAAAAUAUAUGCAAAAAAAAUACCCUUAACUCUAAGCCUAUCAGAUACAAGCAAAAUGGAUUACUUCACAUGCUUGAUAGAAACAGAAGAAUAAAGCCACACCCAGAGAGAUUUCAGGAAACAGAGGAAGAGUUUGAUCUUGUGGUUACUGUUGAGGAACGGGUCUAUGACCAAGUUACAGAGCGUAAGUUACAAGAUUGCCUUCCUUUGUAUGUUAUUUAGAAACAUAAUAACGUAUUACCCAGGGGGGUACUCCAGGUUUCAAGUGACAGGGAUGAUCAAAAGGGGGCAAAAAUCAAAACCCCAAAAAUCCCAAGGCUUGAUUUCGAGCAAAACCCAAAAAAAUCCUUGUGAUGUGUUGGCAAUGUAAUAACCAACUGUUGACCCAUAGACUGUAUUGGCUGACUACCAUGACCUGUCUGAGACUGGACUGAUACUUGACUAACACUCAACCCAUAUGGCGACCGAUAUGUUGACUGAGAUAUCGGCCAAUACAUCAGUCAACACCCCCUAUAAGACAUGUUUCCUCAUUUCUGCAGAAGUUCCACCCCUCACAGGGCCCAGUUGUUUGAAAGCCAAUUAGUGCUUCACCCGGGGUUAAAUUUAACCCAGGUUUCUUUUUCUGGCAUUCAAAAGCAUUUUGUUGGGUAAUUUUCUCUGUUAUUUUUAGAGCUUCCAAUCAUCAACUAGCAGACAAAAAGAAUUAAAACUGAAAUGCUUUUUAAGCUUUCAAAUCUGAAUUCAACCCUGGGUUAUCUUAACCCAGCUUCGAACAACUUGGCCCUGGGUUUCAUCCACUAAUCAUGCUCCUCUGAGACACCUGCUGGAUCUAAUUGUUUCAUUCACGUUAUUUAUUUUAAAAUGGUGACAGUAUUACUUUUUUAUUAUUUUGUUGGCAUUGAGGGCUAAUUAUUAUCAAGACAAAAUGUUAACUUAUUUUUUCACUAGUGUAGAAUAAGGUGUAUAGUAAACUGAACAUAUUAUAUAUGUAUAGAAGCUGAAACAAUAUUGACUCAAAAUUCCUCUAUAACUAGGACUUUAUAGUGCCACUGCGAAGGCAAAGGCAAGAUUUAACAGGGUGUCCUAAUUUGCCAGAGAAGGGCCUUCAAGACGAAACCUGGAUUGGACCGAUCUAUCCGUCUCCCUCACAGCCAUUUUUAGUGUUGUCUACAUACAACAUUGCGUGAUGACUCUAAAGCGGCUGCAAGGGAGACUGGAUCUGUCCCUAACUUUCUGACACCAGCUAUCCCUAACCUUCUCUCAUUUAGUGAAGUAUGUGUUUCUUGAUGCGUACAUUGGUACAGCAUCUUGCACUGGAUACAGUGGAACCCCACCUUAUGGUCACCUCCUUAUUACGGCCACUUUUUUUGGCUGCCUGGCAAAAUGGCCAUUUUUUUUGCAAAAAAAACCCUCGUUAAUAAGGGUUACAGCCAAUUUUUUUUGGCCCAUUGGUGACCGUAUUAAUGGGGUUCCACUGUAUUAGUAAUAGUUUUUAAUAGCAAGGAGUGUUUACCUUUUGCUACAGCCAGGUGGUUUUAUCUUCAUAAUUUGAUUCUUUUUUCUGUACAGUUGGUAAUGGGAACAGGCACCCUAGCUAGCACCCCCUAGGCUACCACCCAUUGCGGAAUGGUUCUUUCUGAAUGCCAGGAUUUCCUCACUUGUUUUCCAAUCAUAUUACCUAGUUAGUUUCUUUUUCAGUUGACAUUUAGUUAUUCUUACAGAUCUACAUUCAAGAGGAGCUCAAAACUAUGCGCCAGUUCAUGUUGUAAACCUGGACAUUCAGGAUAACCAUGAGGAAGCCACAUUAGGAGCUUUCCUUAUAUGUGAAAUGUGCCAAGCUGUAAGUAUGAAUUCCUCAAAAUGCCUCCUAGUCUCAAAAUUAUUUUCGGUCAGUGUGUCAGCAACCACAGGUGGAGAUCAGCCAUCUGUGUCUUAAGUUAUGUCAUCAAAAUGGCAUUUUUCCUUCUAACAAUGCCUUUGAUUGCUGUACCUUUCUCAUCAGUUGCCACAUUUGUUACCAAAGCCAGCAUAGCUUGUGUGUGAAAAGCGCGAACCUGCUAUAGCUUCCCAUCUUUUAAUGUACUUAAUAAAAUAAUAUUAUUUUACUUGCCACACAGUUCAUGUAUCACUUCAUCAGUUCUGUGUACUUGCGUAUUUAAAUUCUGGAUAUUUCUUAUAGAAUAGUUAUGUUUUUUGUGCUGAGUGGUGGUGAUCAGCAAGUCAGAGUUAUUAUUUUAUUAAGGUGCAAAAAUACCGAUCACAAACCAUGUGCUAUCCAUUGAGCAGAACAGAUUAGCAGGGGAAUUGCAAGUUGUGCAAGUCUAAAUUGAACUCCUUGCCACUUGCUCAAGAAAUUCACCAGAAUCAAAAAUGCUGUAGAGCCUUCUGCGCCUGCAUUGGAUUGAUCAUGAUCAGCCACAGCCAAACACACUGCACUGCUAUGACAAACAACAACAUCUAUUUAAAGAAAUCAAGUUAUGAGUGACUUAUUAUUGUUUCUAUCACCCAGAAAGUUUUGGAUUGUAGACAAACAUGAAGAAUUUGCAUUUUUACAACAUAACGCAUUUUGUCUGUAUCACCAAAACUUUUGCGGUAUAAUGACAGUGGUGUGCCAUUUUCCUAAUGUCAACCAUGGCUAUAUGGGAAAAAAAUGACCUUACCAAGUGUCAACUAUUAAAGGACCUACAGUUGUUUCAAAGUUAAAUGAAAUCGCGGUGAAAGCGAGUGCAAAGCUCCUCCCAUUUAUUUGUCCAAAGAAAAACAACAAGGCGCUGGUUUGUGGAGAGGAGCAUUGCGUGACAACACAAAAAACAGCUGUGGAGCAAACUAUAGUGGUGAAGAUGUCUUGACCCUCCAUGGGGUACCAAUAGCUUCACUGGCAAUCUGACUUGUUUCAGGAUAAUUCUGAGAAAACAACUGUACACAGAGCUCUAGACUGACAAGAGCAAAGAAUUUCCAAUUCCAAGGGAAAGAAUGAUGUCAACUUAGUGAAGGAAUUGCCUUGCGUCAAACAAAAGAAGAAAGAGCUGUUAAGUGGUCGUGGAGAAAGUACUUCUGAGAGCAAUUAAAUCAGCCCUUUAGAUCAGUAACUUACAAGUGUCGCUUCAGAGUCCAGACAGACCUGGAAGUUAAAAGAGAUCUUAAUGAGGAAAUGACAGAAUAAUGCAUCCUGAUGAACUGAGGUACCCUCCAAAGGUAGAAGUACAGUCAAGUGAUGCAUACUUCAAUAAUUUUGCUUCUGGAUGAAACGUUUGGCUGAGGAUCUAAUGCAGUAGAGUUCUGUCGCGACAGAUUAUGUGGUGAUGAAAUCCCAGACUGCCUUCUUUACAUCCUUGAUUAACACAGCCAGUUCCCAAAGAGUGUGCAGCUGGUGAAAGAAGAAAUGGUUCGCCUCAUAACCCCCCCUGCCCCUAAAGACAGAAGUGACAGAACAUUUAACACCAGAAAGUGCAAAUAAAAUGGAUAAAUGGAUAAAAUGCUACUCCAAAGACUUGUUUUAUUUUUGUUGAGGGUGACUGGAUGUUUUGAAUGUUAAAGCAGGGUUCAUUUUGCAAGUGCAGACCAGAUGUUUUGUCACUCUAACCUUAGUCCUAAUCCUAACACUUCCGGGUUACACCUUCAUGAUCACCUGCACUGACAAAUUCAAACCCAGGGUUGUUUUUGAGAACUCUUUGGUGGGAUCAAUCCAAAGUGUUACCCAGGGCAUUUAGGUAAUAGGUCACAUAAUUAAGAUACUUUUCUUGUCCACUCUGCAAUUAUACAUUUUGGCCCACAUAACAGGCAUUUUUGGUUUUUUGUCAAGUUUCCUGGAAGUGGAGGUCAAAUGAGAUAACAAUAGUGGAGGGGACAAGAGAAAUAAUUUUUCCCCUCACUCCCUCCCCACUUACUUUUUUGUUGACCUCUGGUUAGCUUUCAUGAGGCUUUGUCUUCUGCUUUGCAAACCGCAAAUGAAAGACAGAGGCAAAAAACCACCUGCUAUGCAGGCUGAUCGGCACAGCUGUAUCUUAUAGCUCUCUGUUGUUGGUCACUUUUCAUGAAAAAAUCUCCAUUUUGGCCAUGAAAAUUCCGUACUGAUGACAUAAGUCAAUUAUAAAUAAAUGAUUAACCAGAAAUUCAUGGGGUUUCAGAUGUAAAUUUUUUUUACUUUUGUUUUCUCCUUGCUGUGAAUAAUUUUUUUAAAAAAUAAUUAAUUCUACAGCAAAUUUGCCAUCAGCAAUACAAAAACAUCUUGUAAAAGCAAAGUGAUAUAUUUCUAGCAAAUGACUUCUUGAUAGAUUGCAGGAGAACAUUUGAUCUUUGUUUUUGUCUUUAGUGUGUCAUUCAAAAACUUAGCUGAAAGAGACAAAUUACCAUGUCAACCAAUCAAAGCUGACCUGAUGAUGAUUCUGUACAGAUUUACAUCAUAAGUGUGAAAUUUUUGAGUUGAAAACAUAGGUGUCUCUUUCCCGUGAGUGAAGAGUUUUGAGGUGGAUGUAUUCGCUGUUAUCCUUUGGUGAUAUUCUGGCUCUAAUGAGUGGAUUGAGGACGUAAGACAUAGCCGAGUACUUUUAGACCUACUUUGAGGUGUCUGCAUUAUCAGACAAAUCAUUGUGUGUAGGAGGCUAGAACGUGUUGCAACACACAUCUAGAACUGGUUAGGAUACCUGAUAGUCAGGAUGACUCUUGCCUUAACUUGAUCCCCCUUUGUAAACUUAAAGAGACCUGCCCUGCCAUUACAACUAAAACUGACAGAGGUGAUCUGGGAAGGUUCCAUUAUCAUCUGUUAAAUGUGACAGGAGUUGACAAAACAUCACAGUGCCUAAUCGGGAUGCCAAGCUCAAUGGCAUUUGCAAUUUCUAAAUAACAUUAAAGUAAUCAAGACAUUCUGUUUAAACUGAGAAAUUUAAUUCUUUGGGUAUUAUUUCCACUAUUGUAAUUCAAGUCGCUAAUUGUGCGGAUGCAAAUCAAAGACUUUCAUUUAUAUAUUUAUUUAUAUAUCAGGCCCGAUGUCAGCUAGGCUAAUUAGUAAAGAAAGCUGUGAGUGACAGAGUGAGCUAGCUUUCUCCAUUUGCUUUGCGGCUAACUGGGCUUGGCUUUCUGCUGCAGGGGGUGAUGGGGACAUACACCCACAUGAGUGGAAUGGGGAUGCCUGUAGGAGUUGACACUAACAGGAGACUUCUAGGAGUGGAUCAGGCUUUGUUUGACCCCUGAUGGAGACCAUACACACUCAGACAAGAGUAUGACGGUGUUUGGUUUUCUUUUUUACACAGAUAUUUGUUGAUGCACAACACAAAAUGACUGACACCUGUAUGGGUUAAAAAAAUUGUUUUCUGUCCUUUACAUGCAGACCCCUGAACAUGCAGGUUCUUAACAUUUAAACACUCAUGCCUUAUUAACUUAAUUGAAUGCAUGUCUCUCUUUUAAAUGCAGGACGUUUGACUGUACCUAGUAAAAAACCAAAGGGAACUAUUUUAACUAUGUAAGGGCUAAUUAAUGUGCAAGAAUUUUGUACCUUCAGAAUUUCUGUGUAUAGCUCAGCAAAAUAGAGGUCUAUUUUUUCAAUUUCUCCAAAAUUUAAUUCAUUAUUAUUAUUAUUAUUAUUAUUAUUAUUGUUAUUAUUAUUUAUCAUCAUUAAAACAUACUAUACAUUAUUUAGUGGGGGACAGUGCAAUGUAUGGGUCUUGGUUUUAGUGUAGCUUUAAGGAAAUGUGUGAGCAUGUGUGAAAGCUCAUAAAUUGUCUAGUAGACAAAGAAAUGGGUUUUUUCUUCAUACAGACAUGCCUAUCAGAUAAGACUGAGAGAAAAUACCAUUAUCAACAAAACCUGGAUUGGGUCAACCACUGUAGCCCUUGCAUCCCUAAUCCAAUCUGGUCUGAUCCAGGUUUUGUUGACCCUUCACUCUAGAGUACUCUUUCCUGUUGAAGGAAUUUUUGAGUGGGAGAAAAUUUGUGCCCUUAGAUGUAUAUACCAUAACAUAAGAUAAGAUGCCAGACUGUUCUAAAAUUGGACACCAAAAAUGUGAAACUUAAGCCAGUACCGAGUCAAAAUUUUUGUACUGCAAGGUGUGGUUGCAUGGAUUCCUGGUAUUGCUCCUUAUGGAGUUGCUUUGUGAAUUUGGUAAAAUAUAUAGCACAGUGCGCAUGGGAAAGAUGGAAAAACCAUUUAUGAACAAUAAAAUUCAGCCUGAUUUGACUUCCAUGUGAACAGAGAAAAAUAUGGAACAGUUAGGGUGAACAAAGUGUCUUGUCAAAUUUUUUAGCCAGUCGAAAACAUUUCCUGUAAUUGUAGCCUUAAAUUCCUCCUUGUUGAUCACAAGCUGUGCAGUGUGCACGAUCAGGGGUACUUUUGUACAAAAAUCAGUCAUCACUAUUGAGUGUGUCGUACGUGCUGUAAAAAAUUGUUUUAACUUUUCAUGACCAUAGUUCAAUCUUUUUUGCUACAUAAUUUUUAGGUAACAAAAAAUAUAUGCAAAAAAAAUACCCUUAACUCUAAGCCUAUCAGAUACAAGCAAAAUGGAAUACUUCACAUGCUUGAUAGAAACAGAAGAAUAAAGCCACACCCAGAGAGAUUUCAGGAAACAGAGGAGGAGUUUGAUCUUGUGGUUACUGUUGAGGAACGGGUCUAUGACCAAGUUACAGAGCGUAAGUUACAAGAUUGCCUUCCUUUGUAUGUUAUUUAGAAACAUAAUAACAUAUUACCCAGGGGGGUACUCCAGGUUUCAAGUGACAGGGAUGAUCGAAAGGGGGCAAAAAUCACAACCCCAAAAAUCCCAAGGCUUGAUUUCCAGCAAAACCCAAAAAAAUCCUCGUGAUCUGUUGGUAAUGUAAUAACGAACUGUUGACCCAUAGACUGUAUUGGCUGACUACCAUGACCUGUCUGAGACUGGACUGAUACUUGACUAACACUCAACCCAUAUAGCGACCGAUAUGUUGACUGACAGACAAUUGACUGAGAUAUCGGCCAAUACAUCAGUCAACACCCCCUAUAAGACAUGUUUCCUCAUUUCUGCAGAAGUACCCCCCCUAGGCCCAGUUGUUUGAAAGCCGAUUAGCGCUUAACCCGGCGUUAACUUAACCCAGGUUUCUUUUUCUGGCAUUCAAAAGCAUUUUGUUGGGUAAUUUUCUCUGUUAUUUUUAGAGCUUCCAAUCAUCACCUAGUAGACAAAAAGAAUUAAAACUGAAAUGCUUUUUAAGCUUUCAAAUCUGAAUUCAGAUCUCACACUAACCCUAGGUUAUCUUAACCCAGCUUUGAACAACUCGGCCCUUAUUAUUUAUUUAAAAAUGGUGACAGUAUUACUUUUUUAUUAUUUCGUUGGCGUUGAGGGCUAAUUAUUAUCAAGACAAAAUGUUAACCUAUUUUUCCACUAGUGUAGAAUAAGGUGUAUAGUAAACUGAACAUAUUAUAUAUGUAUAGAAGCUGAAACAAUAUUGACUCAAAAUUCCUCUGUAAUUAGGAUUUUAUAGUGCCACUGCGGAGGCAAAGGCAAGAUUUAACAGGGUGUCCUAAUUUGCCAGAGAAGGGCCUUCAAGACAAAAGCUGGAUUGGACCGAUCUAUCCGUCUCCCUCACAGCCAAUUUUUAGUGUUGUCUGCACACAACAUUGCGUGAUGACUCUAAAGCGGCUGCCAGGGAGACCAGAUCUGUCCCUAACUUUCUGACCCCAGCUAUCCCUAACUUUCUCUCAUUUAGUGAAAUAUGUGUUUCUUGAUGCGUACACUGGUACAGCUCCUCGCACUGGAUACAGUGGAACCCCGCCUUACGGUCACCUCCUUAUUAUGGCCACUUUUUUUGGCUGCCUGGCAAAAUGGCCAUACAUUUUUUUUUGCAAAAGAAAACCCUUGUUAAUAAGGGUUACAGUUAAAUUUUUUUGGCCCAUUGGUGACCGUAUUAAUGGGGUUCCACUGUAUUAGUAAUAGUUUUUAAUAGCAAGGAGUGUUUACCUUUUGGUACAGCCAGGUGGUUUUAUCUUCAUAAUUUGAUUCAUUUUUUUCUGUACACGGUAAUGGGAACAGGCACCCUAGCUAGCACCCCCUAGGCUACCACCCAUUGCGGAAUGGUUCUUUCUGAAUGCCAGGAUUUCCUCACUUGUUUUCCAAUCAUAUUACCUAGUUAGUUUCUCUUUCAGUUGACAUUAGUUAUUCUUACAGAUCUACAUUCAAGAGGUGCUCAAAACUAUGCGCCAGUUCAUGUUGUAAACCUGGACAUUCAGGAUAACCAUGAGGAAGCCACAUUAGGAGCUUUCCUUAUAUGUGAAAUGUGCCAAGCUGUAAGUAUGAAUUCCUCAAAAUCAAUCCCUUUUAGUAAAUUUUACCAAUCGUCACUACUAAAGGCUCCUUCCAGAGUUCUGUAGAAGGAGGGAAAAAAUAAGUGUUAAGCAAUCAAUUAGGUUGAAACACACAGAGCAUUUUUUGAAAUGGCUGUGGCCCCGGGGGGAGACUCCUCAUAUGAAAGGGGUGGGGAUGCUCAUCGGAAAUUUUGAAUUAAACCCCUAAAAGAGACCGAUCUGGGCGUAGCCCAAGCUUUGUUUGACCCCUAAAAGGGACCAUGUUACAACACAGACAAUACACAUAUUUUUAUAUUUUUUCACGUGCAACCCUAAACGAGACCUUCACGGCUAAGUAUGAUGGCGUUUUGCCCAGAAUACCCUAAGUGAGACCAAAAUCCGAAAUUUACACCCCUAAGCGAGACGACAAGCAUCCCCACCCCUUUUAUAUGCGGAGUCCCUCCCCCGGGGGCUGUGGUAGGGUAUAGUAAUUGUGAGACUAGCAGGGUUGCCUGCAUGCUUCCCUUAGGAAAAGUUUUAAUUUGUGGGACCCUCUGAGGACAUGCCCAUGUCACUGCAUUCUAAGGAAGCAGGUAAAGAAUUUUUAACUAUGAGCUAGGAUGGCAUGCAUUUGAUUUAUUUUCGCCAUAUUUUGUUUAUAUCAAACAAAAGUUUGAGGAACUAGCAAGAUAGGAUUUUAUACAUUAUUUGAUGUUAUAACAAAUUUUUUAAGGAACUGUUUGGAGAUUUGUGGGGAGAAUUUGUAUGUGGAUAUUAGACCUCAAGAGUAAAGUAUUUUGUCUUCUAAAAUUCUUAGAUUGAGGGCCUGGAUGACUUAGAAGAUGAAAUUGAAGAGGUUAUUCCCAAACUGGAAAAGAAGUGGUCAAGAACUCUUCUUCAUACAGUAGCUUUCUACUGAAUAAUUUAUAGUAAAUUGUAUAAAUAGAUAUAUAUAUUUUAUAAUUUGAACAGUAACUGUUAGUGUACAGUAAAAAGCUCUUGUGUCAUUUAGUAAUCUUGUGAUUCAAAAUGUCACAGUCUGUACAUAGGCUUGUAAACCAAUCUGUCCACUUUAAUUUAAAGCAGUCAGCAUUGUAGUAAUUAAGUAAAGGUUAGUAUAUGAAUUGGUUCACCCUUAUGCCUUUCAACUAUAGAUCAACAUGCAUUUUCUCUACACUUCUCAUAUAUUUCUUACAGAAUCCAUAGGGAGAAGUUGUUAUAAAUCAGACAGUAGAUGCUGGAAAGGUUUAGUGCUUAGAGAAGGGGGAUAGUUUCUUAGUUACUUCAUCACUUAUUUAGUCAGAAAAUUGAAUAACUCAAACAUUGAAAGAAAAAAGUACAGCAGGUUUUUGUUUACAAUUACCUCGAUGGAAAAUUAGAGCCAAAAAAUUGUGAAAUUAUCCAAAUAGUCGUCACUUGAAUUAUUUUGCCACUUAAGCAUAAACUCCUUUCCAAAAAAAACUAGGGAAUCAAGAAAUUUUGAGGGUAAUGAUUUUUAAAAUCAUGUAAUUGUAUCACUUUUUGGCACCCUACAUUAACUUGUCUUAUCCCCAGAGGCUGUGGGCUGAAACAGGCUGUGAUGCUUGGUGCAGCUCAGUGGGACCAAAACCAUUUCAGCCUCUGUGAAUGAGAUUGUGUAUUGUACUACCAAGCAUUUUAACCACCGUGUUAUUUCGUGCACAUGCUUAGUAGAUUUUAGUUCAAAAUACUGAUGGUUGCUGUUUGCACUGAGAAGGGUUGACAAAUUUAUUGGUAUUUGUUAAUUUAUAUAGGUAACAAGUUUAUAAGCAUAAUACAAUAAAUAUUAUAAAUUGAUUAUUUAUACCAUGUAAUGUAGGAACAGCUCAACUGUUCAUCAUGUAAAAUUUUUCGAUUGGCUGAUUCUUUUUUACAAAGUUAAAGUCAUUGGCUGGUUGUGCAAUUCUAUAAGUUAUUUAUUCUCCAUUUUAGCAAAAUUUUGGGCAAUUAGCACUGUUUUCAAGAAAAUGUGUUUUCGUGUGUUGUUCAUUAGUCAAAUUUUAGACAUGAAUUUUGUCACUCGACUUAUUCUUAGAUAAAGGGUGUUUUCCCCUGCUGACUGACGUGUAAUAUUGAAUUCUUUUUCCAAGAAGUAAUUUUUCAGGGGUUAGCUGUUAAGAGCGCCUCAACUCGUCACAAUUAAGAUCAGUCUUUCCAAGACUAAGACUCUGUGGUUUUCGCAGAAUUACAACUUUCAGGCCCAUUCUGAAUAAUAUUGUGCGUUUGGUAAUUGAGACAUGGAAACUGUGUUUUUGGAAACAUCAGGCAAUUAACCCUAUGUUCAUGUAAUUUCAAAUGAACAUGCAUCAUGAUUUCUAACUUCCUUUUUCAUUGGCCAUAUUUAAGCUUAUAUCAAAAUGAAACCACAUGCGCACAUGACAUGAAAGAGAAAGUCUCACAAUGAAAAUUGCACCUACAGUAGAUAGCUUUUGCAUUAUUCCACUAUGUAUAAAUGCGUCACUCUUUUAAGAGUGUGAUAAUUUUUGGUGAAUUGUUGUAUGUGCUUUGUUUAUUUAAUACUUUUGCUUGGAAAAGCUUCAGCUGUCUUUUGUAUUGAUUAAGUGUCC
Molecule: messenger RNA, 19682 nt
Organism: Porites evermanni
Lineage: Eukaryota; Metazoa; Cnidaria; Anthozoa; Scleractinia; Poritidae
Source: the annotation of a GenBank genome assembly